Topomyia yanbarensis is the source of this 1953-nucleotide messenger RNA. RefSeq names its product probable cytochrome P450 9f2. Gene Ontology annotation, molecular function: monooxygenase activity; oxidoreductase activity, acting on paired donors, with incorporation or reduction of molecular oxygen; heme binding. The transcript is spliced from 3 exons. Lineage: Eukaryota; Metazoa; Arthropoda; Insecta; Diptera; Culicidae. The record is from RefSeq and is a predicted model, not a curated record. The coding region runs from base 233 to 1855 and encodes 540 amino acids.
GCACAGUAUCUCCGGCGUUGAUCAGACACAUACAUUUCUCGUACGCGACCCCCGCGAACCCGGUCGAGUAUAAAUCCCGCUGCUGGAGCUAGCUCGCAUGCAUUAAUUUUGUACACCUCAUAGGACAGGUACAUGAGUUUACACCUGAUACGCUAGUGCCGAUCAUCACAAAAAGCUGAGCAGCGCCAGUACCUCUCAGAUUGCAGUGAAGUGACAACGCAACAGAGGCGCGAUGGAAGUGGACUUGCUAACGGCGCUAGCCAUCGGCGCCAUUAUCCUGCUGAUAUUUCACUAUAUGUCGAAAACCUACCAAUACUUGCUGUCGAAACCGAUACCCUGCCCAAAGCCGACGUUUUUCCUUGGCAGCACCGGUCCGAUGAUGCUCCGCAGAAAAGACGUUAUGACUCACGUUAAAUCGUUGUACAAUACCUUUCCGGAAUCCAAAAUUAUGGGCUUCUACGACCUGAUGAAACCGAUUAUCAUGUUGCGCGACGCGGAUGCUAUCAAGAAGAUUGGCGUGAAAGAUUUCGACUUUUUUAUGGAUCACACCCCUACGAUGACCAAUGGCGCGGCGGACGGCGAGAUCGGUGGAGAGAGCCUGUUCGGUAACUCGCUCUUUGCUUUGCGCGGUCAGAAGUGGAGAGACAUGCGAUCGACGCUGAGUCCGGCGUUCACCGGAAGUAAGAUGCGUCAUAUGUUCGAGCUGGUGGCGAACUGUGCCCGGUCGAUGGUGGAUUUUUACACUUCGGAAGCGAAAGCUGGGAAAACGUUAGAAUUUGAGAUGAAGGAUACUUUUUCGCGGUUUGGAAACGAUGUGAUCGCAACGGUCGCGUUUGGAAUUGAGGUGAACUCGCUGAAGGAUCGCGAUAAUGAGUUCUAUUUGAAAGGAAAACAGAUGCUGAAUUUUCAAUCGAUUAUGGUGCUAGUUAAGUUUCUGUUGAUGAGAGGUAUGCCGCGGUUAACGCAAAAACUGGGACUUGAUUUCAUUGACUCGAACCUGGCGGGUUACUUUAAGCAAAUGAUCAUUGAAAACAUGAAGCAGAGAGAAGUGCAUAAAAUCGUUCGUAAUGAUAUGAUUAAUAUGCUGAUGGAAGUUCGGAAGGGUUCAUUGAAGCAUCUGAAGGACGAACAGGAUCUGAAAGAUGCUGGCUUUGCCACCGUAGAAGAGUCCAGUGUUGGAAAAACUACUCACACUCGAAUAUGGACCGAAAACGAGUUGAUUGCACAGUGUUUCCUAUUUUUCCUAGCUGGAUUCGACACCGUUUCUACUGCUAUGACAUUUUUGACCUAUGAACUAACAAUCAAUCCGGACGUUCAGAAUCGUCUAUAUGAAGAAAUUGAAAGAACCAAUCAGUCGCUGAACGGCGCUCCUCUCAGCUAUGAAAUCCUCCAAAAAAUGGAAUACAUGGACAUGGUGGUUUCGGAAGCCCUUCGCAAAUGGCCUCCGGCUGUCGUGUCUGACCGUUUCUGCACAAAGGACUACCUGUACGAUGAUGGCGCCGGGACUCGUUUCACCAUCGAGAAAGAUCAAACUAUUUGGAUUCCUACCAUUGCUAUCCACAAUGAUCCAAAGUACUAUCCGAACCCUGAAAAGUUCGAUCCGGAACGAUUCAACGAGGCGAACCGAUCGAAGAUCGAUGCCGGUGCCUAUCUGCCAUUUGGAGUGGGUCCGAGGAAUUGCAUUGGCUCACGAUUGGCGCUGAUGGAAGUCAAAUUGAUUGUGUAUUAUUUGCUGAAGGACUUUAGCUUCCAUCUGACCGAGAAAACGGAGGUUCCUUUACGGAUGUCGAAAAAUCUGUUUGCCCUACAGGCGGAGAAUGGCGUGUGGGUGGAAUUCAAGCUGAGGAGUAGCUAAACUGCGUAGCAAGAAGCGUUUCGUUGUAGUAGGUUGUUUAUAAAAUAUUUGAAUGUGGUUAAAAUGUACCAGUCAUAUAUUAAAUUAAUUCGACAAUA